UCCGAACAUCGGAACAAAGUAAACAAACCAAAUAACAUUGCUCUUGCUAUUGCACGCGGAAUUUGAGGAAGAAUUGUUCAAAAACUGCCACCAAAAUGGGUAAAAAACAACACCAGAAAGAUAAAAUGUACCUAACGUACACCGAAUGGUCCGAGUUUUAUGGUGGCCACAAACCGGAUUCUGUUGAAAAUGAGCAGAUUAAAUUCAAACGGCUACCUUUCGACCACUGCUGUGUUUCGUUGGUCCCAUUCGAACAUCCGUACAGCGACAAGGAAGGCAACGUGUUCGAAUUGUCGGCGAUUGUUGAGUUUCUGAAGCGCUUCAAAGUAAAUCCGGUCACUGGCGCUCCGCUCGAUGGGCGGGAACUGAUUAAGCUGAACUUUACCAAGAACCACGAAGAUCAGUUCCACUGCCCGACGCUGUUCAAACCAUUUACCAAAAACUCGCACAUCGUCGCAAACGGUAAGACCGGAAACGUGUUUUCAUACGAAGCGAUCGAACAGCUCAACGUAAAAGCCAAGAACUGGAAGGAUCUGAUCGAUGAUACGCCGUUCACGCGCAAAGAUCUUAUCACCAUCCAAGAUCCGGCACAGCUCGAAAAGUUCAACAUUUCCAGCUUCCAUCACAUCAAAAAGAAUCUGCGCGUACUUACCGAGGAACAGCUGGCCGAGCGAAAGGACCCUCAUGGACGCCUUAAGACCAUUUCAGCCGAAACGAAAGACAUACUGACGCAGCUUGAGAAAGACUACCAGGCACCGGAUGUGCGCAAGGAGGAGCGCCAGGUGGCGGACAAGUUUAAUGCGGCUCACUACUCGACCGGCGAGGUGGCCGCUUCCUUCACUUCCACGGCUAUGGUUCCCGUUUCGCACCACGAAGCCGCUAUUAUCGACGACGAUAUCGUGCGGUACGAGCGCGUGAAAAAGAAAGGCUAUGUCCGGCUGUUGACAAACUUUGGGGCCCUCAAUCUGGAGCUGUACUGUGAGCAGGUGCCGAAGACGUGCGAAAACUUCCUGAAACACUGCCAAAGUGGCUACUACAAUGGAGUGCUGUUUCACCGCUCAAUUCGGAACUUUAUGCUACAGGGUGGCGAUCCGACGGGCGUUGGCAACGGGGGCACGUCGGCUUGGGGUGGCAAGUUUGCGGACGAAAUCAAGCCGAACCUUUCGCACGCCGGGCGAGGUAUUCUGUCGAUGGCCAAUUCUGGCCCCAACACCAACGGAUCACAAUUUUUCAUCACCUACCGAUCCUGCAAACACCUGGACGGGAAGCACACCAUCUUCGGUAAGCUGGUCGGUGGUCUCGAGGUAUUGACGGAAAUGGAACGCGUAGAGGUGGACAACCGUGAUAGACCGAUUGAAAACAUCUUCAUGCAAAGGGCCCAGGUUUUCGUUGACCCCUUCCAGGAGGUUGAUGAACAGUUGGCCAAAGAACGGGCGGAAGAGCUGGAACGGGUGAAGCAGGAAGCGGAAGAGAAGCGCAACAAAGGCUCUAACAGCGCCUCUGGGCAAAAGCGUGGUCAACCUUUGAAAGUAUUCCGGACGGGCGUGGGGAAGUAUCUAGACACGGGCAUAACGAAGAACCCUGCUUCGGUGUCCAACGGUGAGAAACCGGGUAGCAGUGGACUGGGUCCUGUGGAAGCAAAACGGCUUAAAAAAAUUACCGCAGGAACCAGUGGGUCGAAUGGUUUCGGUAAUUUCAGUUCGUGGUAAUAUGCUACCAAUU
This is a messenger RNA of Anopheles bellator, 1722 nucleotides long. Its product is annotated as RING-type E3 ubiquitin-protein ligase PPIL2. The record is from RefSeq and is a predicted model, not a curated record. The coding region runs from base 96 to 1709 and encodes 537 amino acids. Lineage: Eukaryota; Metazoa; Arthropoda; Insecta; Diptera; Culicidae. Gene Ontology annotation, biological process: protein folding; protein polyubiquitination; protein peptidyl-prolyl isomerization. Gene Ontology annotation, cellular component: catalytic step 2 spliceosome. Gene Ontology annotation, molecular function: ubiquitin-ubiquitin ligase activity; peptidyl-prolyl cis-trans isomerase activity. The transcript is spliced from 3 exons.